Molecule: messenger RNA, 2893 nt
Organism: Bemisia tabaci
Lineage: Eukaryota; Metazoa; Arthropoda; Insecta; Hemiptera; Aleyrodidae
Source: RefSeq, a predicted model, not a curated record
UGUUCGGCGUGACGUGCCGUCAGAUGCAAAUGCGAAUCGUGGAAUCCUCGUGAAUUCUCUCGUUGGAUAAUAACUGCGUCGUGAUCGAGUGGAUUUCUAGUUAAGUUUCAAUCCCAAAAUAAUCCGGGUUCUUUGACUUCAAUUUCUGUCGAGCGUCUAUCGUGUCGAAGCUUUAAGUAGUAGUUAUAAGUGCGGGGUAUUUUAGUGGUGGUUUUCCUUGUUUUAGAAUCUAUUGAAAAUACAUUUGUGCUUGUUGUUAUCACUUCAUUGGAUCUUAUCGCCGGAUGAUUGGAUUUUAUUCUCCUUGGUGUUUCUUUAUUCAAUGAAACUGACUGCUCUUCAGAUUGAGAGGCUGAGGUUGCUUGGGAGGGGCUAAUGGUCCGGGACCGGGACAGCAAUGAGUGUUGUUGCUGUUCAUGGCGACAUUUAACCGGGCGGAGUGGACCGGCAAGAGGGACCGGGAGUGGCGGGAAGCAGCCUCGCAAGACUAUGCGCACGGCCACCAGGCACCACGGGCACCUCAACGGAAAACCCAAAACCAACGGACACAUCCAUACAAACGGGAGUGCGAUUCACCACAACUUCCCUCACCGCUGGGCCAACGGUAAUGCAGUCAGACCGGACGACAAAACAUCAACAUUAUCCAGGUACUGGACGGUAGAGAGAGCCAAAGCGCUUGCAGCGGUAAAUUACCAUGCAGUUCGGAGGGCCUGCAGAGAAAAAGGAAUCCUUUUUGAGGACCCCGACUUUCCGCCUGGCAUGCGCGCACUCUACCGAAACAAAAAGCCAUCUCUGCAACCCAUCGUAUGGAUGCGACCACAUGAAAUGUGUCAGCGACCUAGGUUCUUCUCGGAAGGUGAUAGGAAAUUUGACGUGGAGCCUGGGGAGUUGGGCGAUCCGUGGUUUUUGGCAGCGAUAUCAACUCUCUCGCUGACUCCUCGACUUCUGGACAGGGUGGUACCGCCCGAUCAAUCCUUCGAUGCCGGUACCACCUACUGCGGAAUGUUUAGGUUUCGGUUCUGGCAUUUCGGUGAGUGGAAGGAAAUCCUAGUGGAUGACCGAUUGCCCACCUACAGAGGUCGUCUAGUCUAUUUACAUUCUACCAACCGCACCGAGUUUUGGGCCCCUCUUCUAGAAAAAGCUUAUGCCAAAUUGUACGGGUGUUACGAGAGUUUAUCAAAAGGCGGGUGCACGACCCGAGCGCUGCAGGAUUUGACCGGUGGAAUAGUACAAAGCUUCUCCCUUAGUAAUCAGGAUCGUCUCCUAACUUUUCAAGUGCUCAACAGUGCAGUGCCUAGAUCCAGUAUUCUAGUCGCUUGCAUAAAUUUGGAAAAGGAUAGCAAACGUCAACUAAGGUUGAGGAACGGGUUGCUGACGCAACACGCUUACAGUGUAACGGGUUUAGCACGAGUCCGGGGUCCCAUGGGUGAGACCCCUCUAGUCCGAUUGAGGAAUCCGUGGAGACGGGGGGAGUGGUCCGGCCCGUGGAGCGAGAGGAGCUGGGAGUGGGAUGGCCUCUCCGACAGAGAUAAGGAGCUCCUUAGUGUCCGCGUCCGAAAUGAUGGAGAAUUUUGGAUGUCCUUCGAGGAUUUUGCCCGCCAUUUUACUCACUUAGAUUUAGUUCAUAUCGGUCCAGACGACUGGAUGAUUGAGCCGGCGUUGCAUUCGAAGCAACCGUGGCGAGCAGUCUUGGCCAGGAGAAGAUGGAGAAGCGGAUACAACGCCGGUGGAGGACCUAGCUAUCCAGAAACGACGUCCAUGAAUCCUCAAUUCCAUAUACAAAUACCACGAUCGUCUAGUAAUAAAUGCCAUGUUGUUGUCUCCGUUACUCAGUAUUAUGAAACAAUUCCUGAAUCAAAGAAAAAGAGGCCUUUGCACGCAAUUGGAUUCGCCGUUUACGAAAUCCCGCACUCAAUGCCAAGACUGACCCAAAACUUUGUAGUAGAUCAAAAACCCUUAGAUGUAACGAAUCACUCAGUGGCACGAGAAGUUGUAACAUUCUUCACUUUGCCGCCAGGAGAUUAUAUAGUCGUACCUCAAACAAACGUACCAAACUGUGAUGCCAAAUUUUUAUUAAGAAUAUUUACCGAUGAACAAAGUAAUAUCUGGGAAGUUAAUGAAGAUAAUAUGUUAUUUAGGAAUAUAUCUGCUGAAUUUUUAGAAGACUCUGUUAUUUUGCCCGAUGGUAAAUCGCUGACGGCAAAACUUUUGUUGAAGUAUCCUCCCGAAGUUGACGUUGCUCAGCUUCAGAAAAUCUUGAAAACUCAUUGGAAAGCGUAUUUAGCAGAAAAACCUAGUUUAGAGUUAUGUAAAAGUCUCAUCAUGCUUCGGGACACAAAUAUCUGCGGAAGGAUCAACAUUCUUGAUAUUCCAGUUUUAAUGCAUAUGCUUCAAUUCUGGCGGAUAGCGUUCCAAAAGUUUGAUAAAACGAACAGCGCGUGUAAAACUUCUAGUUAUAAUCUGCGACCACUGUUAUGGGAAGCCGGGAGCACAGUCAGCAACAAAGUUCUCGAAUGCCUCGUCCUCAGGUUCACGCGCAACACAAUUCUUUCCUCCGAAUGUUUCGUCAUGGCGAUGGUCCGAUUACAUCUCGCACACGAGCGAUACCACAGUUUGGAUACCAAAAUGAAGGGCAAUCCUAUUUCUCUAGAAGAGAUGAUUCUAAUGACCAUCUACUCAUGACAGAAGCCGUUCGAUUCAAACUACACCAAAGAUUUAUUGUAUGGAUGCGAAGCAUUCUUAGUCACGUUUUCCUCUUGUAGAUAAUUUAUUUUUGUAUUCGUUCCGUCAUUAUUUAUUCGCAAAGUUGUUGUUUUCGAAACAUGAAAUGUUUAUAUAAAACUUUGCCCAAGUUGUAAGCUAAAAUAUACAAUUUCUUUGUUUCUUAUAUUUA